AUGUGGAAAUAUAUUGGUAAAAUAUUUAUCAAUUUGACCUUUGUCACAGUACUAUAUUUGGUUAGUUAUACAAAUCUUGAUACAAAUGCAGCAUUCCAACUUCAACAUUUAAGUCAAUUUUUUUUUAAUAGACAUAAUUUAACACGUAAUUUCCAAGAGAUCAUAUCAUUUGAUGAUUAUUGGAAAUGGUUGCACACAUGCUUUACACCAAAUAUUCGCGCUGAAUCAUGGUAUAAUGAUGAUCCUGUUGAGAAUAUGACAGAUUUUCUUAAUGAUAAAACUACUCGUAUUAUUGGAUGGGCAACAAUGCGUCAAUUACGUUUAAAAUUAAAUGCAUAUUGUAAAAUUCCAGUUAUUACUCGACCAUUUAUUAGUUCAUGUAAAGGCAAAUAUAGUAUAUUUAAUGAGGAUGCAUAUUCAUAUGCACCUGGAUGGGUAUCAUCAACUAAUGUGAGUUAUCCAACAUCGAUUAAAAAUGCAUUUAUUUAUCGUACAAGUGCCGAACUUGAUUCAUAUAUCUACGUAGGUGAUCAUGGUACAUAUGGUAGUGGUGGAUAUGUCUAUGAAUUUCGUGGUAAUUUAAAUGAACUUCAAGAAAAUUUAACUAUUUUACGUCAAUUAUCAUGGUUAGAUGAAAAAUCUCGUGCAGUUAUGAUUCAACUUAAUUUAUACAAUCCCAAUGUUAAUUUUUUUACAUCAGUAACACUUUUAAUUGAAAUACUCGAAACUGGUGAAGUUUUUCCAUCAGCUUAUAUUGAACCAAUGCAAAUGUAUACUGAAUUUAAUAAUUUUUCAUCAAUUUUCUAUUUAACUAUCGCAAGUAUUUACAUUUUAUUUAUUAUUUAUUUUACUAUUUGUGAAUGUUAUUCAAUAUAUAAACUUAAAAAAAAAUAUUUUCGUCAAAUACGUUCAUAUAUCGAAUGGGGUAUAAUAAUUUGUUCAUGGACUGGUGUUGGUGUAUAUAUUUGGCGUUAUCAUGAAGCAAAUCGUAUAGGAAAUUAUUUCCGUUAUACAAAUGGUACACAAUAUAUAAAUCUUCAAUUUGCAACUUAUGUUAAUAAUCUUCUAACAUUUUUACUUGGUUUUUGUUGUUUCUUUGGUACAGUACGUUUAUUACAACUAUUUGAUAUUUAUCCACGUAUUAAUAUUUUUUCACGAACAUUACGCCGUGCAUUUAAAGAUCUUGUUUCAUUUUCAAUAAUGUAUUUUCUAUUAUUUUCAGCAUUUGCUAUUUUAUUCUAUCUUUUAUUUGUAUCAGAUAUGAAAUCAUGUUCAACUAUAAUAUUAACGAGUAAUAUGCUGUUUCAAAUGAUAUUAUUAAAAUUUGAUACGAGUGAUUUAUUACAAGCUGAUGCUUUUCUUGGUCCAUUUGUAUUUACAUUAUUUAUUUAUUUUUGUGUAUUUAUUGGUUAUACAAUGUUUAUUGUAAUAAUAAACAUACAUUUUCGUUUUAUAAGAAGAGACACAAUUCGACAAGAACUUCAUUCGCCUAAUAUUCCAUUAUUUAUUAUUAAAGAUAUAGCAAAACGACUAGGUUUUAAAAAAGCAACUGUUACACCUUUACCACAACCAAUAAGUGUUGUUAUUCAUUCGAAACAUAAAACUCCAGUUGAACAAUUACCAGACAAAUUCAAGAAACUUAUUAUUGCUAUAGAUAAAAUUUAUCCGACACAUACAGAGUCAGAUAUAACAGAAAAUAAUCAAAUAACAACAAUGUCAAAUUUUAAUACACAACGAAAACGUCGAAGAAAGAGGCAUAUUAUCUAUUGA
Adineta steineri is the source of this 1770-nucleotide messenger RNA. The record is from the annotation of a GenBank genome assembly. Lineage: Eukaryota; Metazoa; Rotifera; Eurotatoria; Adinetida; Adinetidae.